AUGGCUCUACCUUUGUAUAACCUAGAAGAUGAUUUGGAGGCCCAAGUAAACAUGAAGAAUCAGAUGAAAGACUUGAAUGACAUUAAGGAGACAAUGAAAGUAUUAGCUGAUUGUCUUCAACGGAUCGAAGCAAAGGUGGAUUUGUUGGCGACAAAGGCAGAUCGUCUUGGGUGGAUCAAAGCAAAGGUGGAUAAGUUGGAGAUAAAAACUGAUCGUCUUUCUUGGAUCGAAUCAAAGGUGGAUAUGUUGGCGACAAAGGCUGAUUUACAGGCGGUUUUGAUCUCACUUGAGGGCAAGCAAGUUCCUGCUAAGGCUGCUUCUAACAGCAAGGGCACAUACAUCAAAUCUUCUUUUGAUGGUGAUGAGGAACCUGCAAAGAAACUUGCAUCAAGUGCCAAACCAUCAGACGAAGAUCCUGAUGAGGAAGAUGACAAACCUGCCAAGAAAAAUGCUGAAACAUAUACCAAGAAUACUCCUAAAAAGACUGAUGGUGGCAGUAGCGGUCCUUGGCCUUAUAACAACCAAGAUGGUGGCAGUGGAGGUCCUUUGUCUUCUAACUUCCGUGAUGGUGGCAGCAGAGGUCCUUGGCCUCAUAACAACCGUGAUAGUGGCAGUGGAGGUCCUUUGUCUGCUAACUUCCGCGAUGGUGGCAAUGGAGGUCGUUUGCCUAACUUCCGUGGUGCUGGUAGUGGAGGUCCUUUGUCUUCUAACUUCCGUGAUUGUGGCAGUGGAGGUCCUUUGUUUUCUAACUUCGGUGGCAGUGGAGGUCCUUCGUCUUCUAACAACCGUGAUGGUGGAAAUGGAGGUCCUUGGUCUUAUAACAACCGUUGUGGCGGUCGCGGAUUUUGUGGCUACUGUUGA
This is a messenger RNA of Arabis nemorensis, 861 nucleotides long. Lineage: Eukaryota; Viridiplantae; Streptophyta; Magnoliopsida; Brassicales; Brassicaceae. The record is from the annotation of a GenBank genome assembly.